Lepus europaeus (European hare) is the source of this 2246-nucleotide messenger RNA. It is a transcript of the gene NSUN7, whose product is annotated as NOP2/Sun RNA methyltransferase family member 7. Bases 1 to 2178 code for a protein of 725 amino acids. The record is from RefSeq and is a predicted model, not a curated record. Gene Ontology annotation, molecular function: methyltransferase activity. The transcript is spliced from 11 exons. NCBI's taxonomy places the organism in Eukaryota, Metazoa, Chordata, Mammalia, Lagomorpha, Leporidae.
AUGCUGAACUCUCCAAGGGGACUGGACCUGUCGAGCUCCCCGGGCCCCGAGGACAUCUCCCAGCUGUCUUCCCCGGCGCUGUCGGGUCACGCAGCCUCCGGCGAGAAAAGCUCCGCUGGUGUUCUCGAAAAGACUGGCUAUCCCGACUCCGUGUAUGUGACGGCUGCGAACAUUUUCCAGGGUAUUCGAGUGGAAAAGUCGCCGGACAAGGUCAUAAUAAAGUACGGGAAUGAACCCCUGCGCUCCUUCUCUGAGCCCGAGGAGGAGUCCUUUCAGCGUCUGUCCUACGAGCUGGCCUUCAGCGCCCUGAAGUAUCAAGACAUUUUGGAAACUAUGUUAAUAGACAGCUAUAUCCUUCCAAGUACCACAAUACCAGAUCACUUGAACAGUCUUAUUAUUGUGAUGCUGUAUGAUUUCCAAGAUAGAAAAUUUCAAACUCGUGUCCUUUCUGAUAACGAGGAGUCUUUAUCGGAAGUUCAAGAAGUAGAGAACCUUCUUAACAGUUUUAAGACAAAGUUGGCUGCAGCGCUGGCACGAUGUAGAAUCAAGCAUGACGCCCUUUCCAUUUACCACAUUCUGCCAGAGACAGUCAGGAAGCAGGAGCUGCGGGCCUCCACGCUGCCACUCUAUGCUUGGAUAAAUACUUGUAAAAUCAGCCCUGAAGAAGUUUAUAAUAAUUUGAAGAUAAAAGGUUAUCGUAAAGUCAAAUCCAUAUUGCACAUUGAUGAUAAAGUCUUUGCCGUGGACCAACAUUGCUAUGAUGUCUUAAUUUUUCCUUCUCAUCUUAAAAAAGAUCUUGUAAAUAUAGAUCUCUUCAAAGAUUAUAAACUUAUUUUUCAGGACAAAUCUCGAAGUCUUGCUGUUCAUUCUGUAAAGGCUUUACUAAACAUGGAGGAUGAUAUCCUAAUGGUCAACACAGGUUCAUGGUACACAGUUGCCCAUAUGUCAAUCUUAACACAUAAUAAUACUUCAAAAAUAUUUGUGUGUGGAGUACGAUCACAUGCUAAGGAUCCUGACCUAAAGAAGCUUUUCACAAAAAUGGGAUGUAAAAAUAUUGAAAUACUUCAUGAUACAUUUACUAACAUUGACUCAAAGGAUCAGAGGUUACAGAAAGUUAAAGUGAUUCUGCUGCUGCCUCGUUGUUCAGGACUGGGUGUUAGUAAUCCAGUAGAAUUUAUUUUAAAUGAACAUGAAGAUACAGAUUUACUGAAAGAUCUAUCUAAAGGAGGCACAUCAAAAGAUAAACUUCAUGUUCUUGCUCAGCAGCAGUAUGAACAGCUAACACAUGCGAUGAAAUUUACUAAAGCUCAAGCAGUUGUUUAUUGCACAUGCUCAGUUUAUACAGAGGAAAAUGAAGCUGUUGUUAAGAAAGCAUUGGAAUUUCAGGACUCUGGGAUUAAAGUACAACCUUAUAGGCUCAGUCCUCCUGUGCUUCCACUGUGCUCCUUAAAGGAAAUCCAGCUGUCUACUGAUAAAUUUUUCAGAAUGGAACCAUCAGAAAUCAACAAUGGUUGUUUUCUUUCUAUUUUAACAAGAGAGCGGGACCCAACCGAGACAGUGUCUGUGAAAGACGUGUUGGCCCGAGCUGCUGCAAAGGGGCUGCUGGAGGGGAUCGACUUGGGCAAAUCAUCAAAACGGGAGAAGAAGAAGAAGAAAUCGAAAACAUCCUUGCCAAAAGCUCCCAUUAAUGACAAUAAUGGCAUCCAAAUAAAAAUUGCUGAGUUCGUGCAUCGCGAAACUAAAGCAAACACCAACCAUUCCGAGACAUUGGCAAUGAAAACCUCUCUUCCACAGAAAACUACCCCUCAGGUGGGUGCUUCCUCCCAGAUCAGAAAACCUAUCAAGCCGUGCACCCAGCCCUUGGUGCCUACAUUUCUGAAGAACACCUAUCCCUCCAGACUAUACGAACGGCAGACAAACUUUGUAAGACAUCGACCGGAAGACAAAAUGGUUGCUCUGAAACCUAUCGAGAUCGUUUUGCCUCCAGUCAUGUUGCCAUUCUCAAAUCCCGAAGGGCUCAGAGCCCGGUUCCCAGCUCAGCAUUUUUACUGUCGAUGCGUUGGACCCAAGACUGUUGUACCCGGCUACAUUUCCUCACCAUCAAUAACCAGAAGAGGAGAAAAGCCUAAAGAAAACUUACCUUCCUCCCUCCUCAGGCACCCUCGACCGUGGCUUUGACUGUCUUGCCUUUUGUACAGGGACCAAGAACAGUUGCCUUAUUGUUUCCCAAAGCCUGGUAUUUCUUG